AUGUCGUCACUUAACGAUCACGUGCCUGAGUUAAUGGAGAAAGGUGGGUUUGAUGAGAUUGUUGAUAAAGAGAUUUUGAAUGAUUUGGGUGGGGAUGAUGAUUUGGUUCUGAGACGGUCACAUAGAAUAAGAACGAUAGCUGAGGAAGAUGGUCAGAUUCUAGCUAAGACAGAAAGUCUCUCUUUCUUGGAAACAUCUGCUCUUGAAGCCACCAAUGUCGAGAAAGCAUUUUAA
This is a messenger RNA of Arabidopsis thaliana (thale cress), 234 nucleotides long. RefSeq names its product small GTPase-like protein. The transcript is spliced from 2 exons. NCBI's taxonomy places the organism in Eukaryota, Viridiplantae, Streptophyta, Magnoliopsida, Brassicales, Brassicaceae. The record is from RefSeq and is marked reviewed. Gene Ontology annotation, molecular function: GTPase activity; GTP binding. Bases 1 to 234 code for a protein of 77 amino acids.